Emiliania huxleyi CCMP1516 is the source of this 1020-nucleotide messenger RNA. RefSeq lists its product as hypothetical. The transcript is spliced from 5 exons. The record is from RefSeq and is a predicted model, not a curated record. Bases 1 to 1020 code for a protein of 339 amino acids. NCBI's taxonomy places the organism in Eukaryota, Haptophyta, Isochrysidales, Noelaerhabdaceae.
AUGAGCCCUGGCCGCCUCCCGGUGGUGGCAAAGGGAGCGGCUCCAGCUGCGUCAUGGUACUACAUUGAUGAGAAGCAGAACUACGUGGGUCCGGUGGACACGGACGGCUUGCGGCAGCUGCUGGCCCAUGCGUACGUGUCGCACGACACUUACGUGUGGGCCGCCCACCUCUCCGGUUGGCUCCGCCUCGCAGACGUGCCAGACUUUGUUGCGACGCCCCGUGGGACAAACAUCUUGCCGCGCUCCACGCAGCCGCCGCCAUCCGCGCCGUCUCCACCGGCGGCCGCGGAGCCUGCUUCGGCGCCCGCGACCGCGACCGCGACCGCGACCGCGACCGCGACCGCCGCGCCCGCCAACGGCGUGGACCGCAUCGCUUCCGCAGAGCAAGCUGCCCGAGGCAGCCCCGCACCGCCUACCCUCGGCUUGAGACGACGGCAGCAGCCAGCAGCGACGCCGCUCUCGCCGGCGGCGGGGGCGGCGAGGCCUCCGACGAAGCCGCCCGUGCCGCCCGUGCCGCUCGGCCAGUCUCUCGCCGCCAAGCCCCCGCAGCCCGACCCGGCCAGCGCCGCGGAGGACGCCGCCGCCUCGAGCACGCCGUCGCGGCCUGCCCGCCAGGUGAGCGAGUUCCAGAGAGCGUCGCCUCGCGAGGAGGAGGCGGCGUCGCUGACGCCGCGGGCGGCAGUCCCUCGCAUGGAGGGCGCUCCCGAGGCGGAGGGCGCGUGGGACGAGGGCGACGGGCUGCGCGUGCUCACGGCUGGCGGGCUGGUGAGGGCGGUCGUGCUGCCGGAUGGCGAGGUCGGCUCGCACGAGAUGGAGUUCCUCGGCCGCGUCCACCGAACCGCCGGCACCGUCUGCAACCGGAGGGACGAGCACGUCGGAGAGGUGGGGGCCGCCGAGAUGCGCCGAGAUCGAUCGAGAUUUGCCGAGGUCGGGAGAUCAACCGGUUUCACCUUUGAGGCGAUGCCGCGCCUCGCCGCCUACGUCCUCCUCGUCGACCCGGCCUUCGUCGCCGGCUUUUGA